This is a messenger RNA of Diuraphis noxia (Russian wheat aphid), 2073 nucleotides long. RefSeq lists its product as uncharacterized. The record is from RefSeq and is a predicted model, not a curated record. Lineage: Eukaryota; Metazoa; Arthropoda; Insecta; Hemiptera; Aphididae.
GACCGUACUGAAAGCGCAAACGUGAACACCGACUAUACCGUACGUAACCGAACACGAUCACAUUCACGCACCACUCGAUAACGUGGCCACGGUCGUAGCAAUUUUUUAGUUUAUGAUGUUUAAUAUUUCGCACAACCGGGAGUAGACACAAUCGACCAAAUAUCCGGUUUCUGGUGGUCUUGUCCGUUAUCCUCAACUGUGUUGACGCAUCCGUUUGUGUCUGUCGUGGUGACCGAACACUAGAGCGGUGUCUGCCACGCGGAAAUCGGCCGCCUCGGAUGGAGCCGCCUCGGACGACGCCGACGGCCAGGAGACCACGGGCUGUCGCCUUAAUUUGUCUGAUAUCGGUGUUAUUGGCUCUGGUUUCGGACGCGGUGUUCGGCUUAAAAGGCGUCCGAAUUUGGAAUCCUGAAGCCAUCCGAGCGGGUGAGCUGUUGCGGCUAUCUUGUGACUACGAUCUCGAGGGGGUGCCAUUGUACUCAAUAAAAUGGUACUUUGGAGACCAAGAGUUCUACAGAUUCGUGCCAAAAGAGUCACCACCGACUAGGGUUUUCCCACUGUCCGGUACAACAUCGGUUGACAUAUCUGAGUCAGACGACCACUCAGUAACAUUGACUAACCUACCUCGGGACAUGUCAGGACACUAUAAAUGCGAAAUUUCCGCGGACGCUCCACUAUUUCACACGCAAAUCAAAGAGUCGUAUAUAACUAUAAUUGAAGAACCAAAGACACCGCCACUUAUGUUUGCCGGUAAGCUCAAGUACAUCAAGGACGAACCUGUAAACAUAAAUUGCACUUCUUAUUCGGCGUUUCCAGCCACCAAUCUCACGUGGUUCAUAAACGAUAAAAAGGUGACGAAUUCGACGAAAUACGCAAAGACGACGGCUUGGAUUACAACCGAAGAUGACGGGUUGUUGACCAGCAAAUCACGUCUGGAGCUGACGACCCAUGCUGCGUACUUCCCGGGUGGCCGUAUGACGGUCCGCUGCGAGUCCAAUCAAUUUCUGUUGUACAAAAAGUACUCAGUUAUUGAGCUGAUGGAUGACUCACCCAGACUGGCCCAGAUGAUCAGCCCCACUACUGUGCUGAGAUCGGGUGGACCACAAGCGAGUUCAGCUGAUCGUUUCGGUACCGGAUGUGUGUUUGUAUUGGUCGCCUUUGUAGCCAAUCGAAUAACACUAUCUCUUUUAAGAUAGCUUUACGAUUAUCAUACACAAUAGCCAAACACUCAGACAUAAUUAUUAUUAUUGUUACGUCAUGUUAUUAUAGACGGUCAUCGUCGUCAUAUUUGAUAAGUAUUUUACAAGAGUAAUAAUUUUAUAAAUUAUGAUUGUAAUAUAUUAUAUUAUGAAUAUAAUAUACGGUAUAUUCAACAUAUAUGGUAAUGUAACAUGGUCGAUCGUUUGUGAUGUUAUUAUGUUUGUAUCGGAGUGGAUGCCGAGAAUAGAUCGUGAAUAGGUCUCGAUUCUAUUUAACCGUACCAAUCGAAUUUAUAUUAAUUAUUCGUUUAAAAUGUUUUCUUCUAUUUCGCAGCGUGACUGAACUACAGCAAUGCCAAGUGCCAAGGCAAUAGCGAGCUGUCACCUCCCCUCCACUACCCUGUCAGUAACCACCCACUUACACCCAUUAUCGAUAACAAAAAUUAAAUAAGAAAAUGAGAUAACUUUCUUUACACCACGCAAUAUACGAUAUAAACAUAAUAAUACGUGAUCACAAAAACAUUAAAAUAUAUUAUGAUUUAUACAUUUAAUAUAGGAUUUAACCGCUAUAUUGUAUUUUCCAAAACCUUUUAAUUGUGAACAAUAUAUAUUAUAUAUAAUAUAUACGAGCAAAUUAUUUAAUGUUUGUGUUUUAUUAAAAAUUUUUUUCUGAAAUAAAAACUAAUUGAUGAUUUUUAAUUAUGUAUCAUACUAUGUCGUCUAUAUACCAUGCAAGUAGUUGUGUACAUAAACUGUCAAACUUGACUGAAGGAAAAACGUCUGUAAUGGCGUUACAAUUAUUACUUUUUUAAAAAGAGUUCAAGUAUUUAUAACUGAACAAAUAUCCACAAUUUAAUAUACAUUUUUUUUUUUU